UGGAAUUCCAUCAUCACCCGCCAAGUUUAUUCUCCCUGCCUUACCAAGUUACCAAUGGCCGUCACCUCUGCUUCUUCUUCGCUUUCACUUUUCGCCCCUCCGGCAGCCAUUUCUACUCCUCCGGCUAAGAUUCUUCCCUUCGCACACGCCGCUUCUUCUCCGGCUUCAGUUAAACCUCUCCGUUCCUUCAUUCAAUCUUCCAUCUCCAAACCCCUCUUGCUCUCCACUGCUACCGUAGCUAAAAGGCCACUUUUCUCUGUCAAGAGCCAGAGCACGGCCGUCCAAUCUGAAUCGGCACAUUCAUCAACCAGAGAUUCCAAGGUUCAAGAGCUGUGUGUGUACGAGAUUAACGAGCGAGAUCGUCGGAGCCCGGCGUACCUCCGGCUGAGCUACAACAAAGUGAACUCCCUCGGAGAUUUGGUACCCUUCACCAACAAGCUCUACUCCGGCGACUUGCAGAAACGGAUCGGCAUUACCGCCGGGAUCUGCAUCCUCAUCAAGCACGAGGAGGAGAAGUGCGGCGACCGUUACGAGGCGGUUUACAGUUUCUAUUUCGGAGACUAUGGAAGCAUCGCCGUUCAGGGGCCGUAUCUAACCUAUGAAGAGUCUUUCCUCGCCGUCACCGGCGGUACCGGGAUUUUUGAAGGCGUUUCCGGGCAAGUGAAAUUGCAGCAGCUCGUUUAUCCCUUCAAGCUGUUCUAUACCUUUUACUUAAAGGGCAUUAAAGAUUUGCCGGCGGAGUUGACAGCUCCGGCUGUUCCCCCGACUCCUACCGUCGAGCCUUCUCCGGCGGCCAAGGCUUGUGACCCCACUGCAACUAUAUCCAAUUUCACUAAUUAAUGUUCUGUUUUCCAAAGAGAACUAGUUAGUGGUCUCUAUUUGUUCUCUCUCAAAACAAUUGUUGCAAUCCAAAUAUCCCAAUAAUUGCAAUUUUUAGUACCAAUUCAGUGAUCAAUGAAAAAUGCAGUUUUUUAACGUUGAUUUUCAAUCUAGCUGUUACAAUAUUUCAUAUUUC
This is a messenger RNA of Cuscuta europaea, 1015 nucleotides long. The record is from the annotation of a GenBank genome assembly. Lineage: Eukaryota; Viridiplantae; Streptophyta; Magnoliopsida; Solanales; Convolvulaceae.